UUUUUUGGACGGUUUAACUGAAACGGUUCGAGGUGAUAGAAGAACAGUGAACAGUGUAGCUCACUCAUUCGUAUGUGAAUGCUUUCCUUCCUACUUGAGUCCAAAUCAAACAAAAACCUUUCAAGAUUGCCUUUUUUUUACCCGAAUUGAAGCAGUCCCUAAUAGAUUAGAGUAAAUUGAGAACCUAAUAAGAUUGCUUUAUUAUUUUUUGGAUUUGAUCCAACAAAACUCCUUUAAACUGCCCCUCAGGGUUGUUUACGAAUGGAAGGCUAGGAGAAGAGGAUGAAGAUGAAGAUGAAGAAACUAAUGUUGAUGAAAGGGCACAGUGAAAAAGGGAUGCUACAAAGUGGCUGUAAAUGGUGGGUGUCCUUCAGAUUUUCACAUUCCAAGGCGGAGAUGGAGAUACCGUAUGAUUACCAUGCCAGUUUUGCCUACCCUUUUGCACCUGGAGCAGCUAGAAUAGAUCAUAAAACAUUCUACAAUGUGCUUCAGGCUUGUAAGCAUUCCUUGGAUUAUAGAACUGCAAUUAGAACCCAUGCAAAACUUGUUAUAUUUGGAUAUGGAACAUAUCCCUCUCUCCUUGCUUCACUGGUAUCAGUUUAUGCCCAAUGUGAUUUUGUCAAUCUUGCUCGCAAGCUUAUUGAUCAAAUUUUUCGCUGUUCUCAUGACCUGAUGUCUUUGAAUUUAGUCAUUGAAACUUUUAUGAAGGUUGGAGAAUGUGAUAAUGCAAAGUCUGUCUUUAACAAAAUGCCCAUCCGGGAUGUGGUAACAUGGAAUUCUAUGAUUGGUGGCUACGUACGAAAUGCACGAUCUGAGGAGGCACUAAGAUUAUUUCAAGCGAUGUUGAAAUCAAAUGUGGAGCCGGAUGAAUUUACAUUUACUAAUGUAAUCACUGGCUGUGGUCGGCUUGGAGCUCUUAAUUUUGGUCAGAGGGUUCACGAUGUGAUGAUUGAGAAAAAAAUUGAACAAAACUUUAUUUUGAGUUCAGCUGUAAUAGAUAUGUAUUCAAAGUGUGGAAGAAUUAAAGUUGCAAAGGAAGUUUUUGAUAGAGUCCAGCGCGAUAAUGUCUGUGUUUGGAACACAAUGAUAAAUGGACUAGCAAUGCAUGGGCUUGCUACUGAUGCAAUCACAGUAUUCUCAAAGAUGGAUGUUGAAAAUGUUUUACCUGAUGCUAUAACUUUUGUUGCACUUCUCACAGCAUGUAGCCAUUGCGGUCUGGUUGAGCAGGGAUGCAGUUACUUUGAUUUGAUGACCAGUCGGUAUUCUAUUCAGCCACAAAUAGAGCACUAUGGAGCCAUGGUUGACCUAUUGGGUCGAGCUGGGCUCAUACAAGAGGCUUAUGACAUAAUUAGGGCCAUGCCAAUUGAACCAGAUGUUGUUAUAUGGAGGACGAUUCUUAGUGCUUGUAGAAUUUACAGAAAGCCUGAAUUGGGAGAAGUUGCCAUUGCAAAUAUACAACAACUCAAAAGUGGAGAUUAUAUUUUGCUUUCAAACAUCUAUUGCUCCCUAAGGAGAUGGGAGAGUGCUGAAGGAGUGAGAGAAGUGAUGAAAAAGCAGGGAGUUAGAAAACAAUACGGAAAGAGUUGGGUUGAGUUAAUGGGCGCUAUUCAUCAAUUUAAGGCUUGUGAUCGGUCACAUCCUGAUGCAAAGGCAAUAUACAGGGUUUUGGAGGGUUUAAAUCACAGGAUCAAGCUGGAGGGGUUUAAUCCUAUGACAGAGUUGGUUUUGAUGGAUGUCUCUGAAGAGGAAAAGGAAGAAAAUUUGAAUUGUCACAGUGAGAGGUUGGCUUUGGCCUUUGGGAUCUUGAAAACUAGUCCUGGAACAGAAAUUAGAGUCUCAAAGAACUUGAGGAUCUGUUAUGACUGUCAUUGUUGGAUAAAAAUGGUUUCAAAAGUAUUAAGCAGAGUGAUAAUUGUGAGGGAUCGGAUACGCUUCCACCACUUUGAAGGUGGUAUCUGUUCUUGUGGAGAAUAUUGGUAAUUAGUACCUUGAAUAUGUGAUAUGUGCAAAAUCGAUUUUCACUGUGUUGGAAGCAUAAGAAAACCAGGCUGUUGAGCUCUUAUGUUUGAUAAAGUAAUGUUGGCUUGUGCUGCUCACUCCAGUCCCAUGCUAGUUGCCUUGUGCUAACCUACAGACCUAUCUGAAUUUACUGAAGCUAUAUGCAGAAUCAGUACUUCCUGGAGUAAAUGGAUUGACAGCUUCAUUGGACACUACCAGUUCUUUGAUCUUGUUAUUAAUUCAGAUUUAAGUGCAAUAUCUAAGGUAAGUUAUGAUUUUUUCCUACUCAUUUGUUCUUUUUCAUAUGUGGUAAUGAUGAUAUAUUUUUUGCUCUAUGCAUCAAGGUAGUUUUACCUUGGUAUGUGUUUAACUAUUGGCGAAAUUUUAUAAUAGGGAACUAACAGAAACCCCCCUCACAUUUCAUUUUAAGAUGUCUGUUUGGCAUGGAAAUGGUUUUUUAAUUUUCUAAUAUUAAGAAAUUAAAUAGAAGAAUAGGGCAUCAAAUUUGGUUAGGGUUUUGAAACAGAUGUGACACGUGCUGUUUGUUUGCAUUAGUUGUUAUAAAUAUGUCAAUGAAGUACUAGUAAAUUCUGUCAUGCCAAAUUAAUAACUAUUUUCUUAACUUUAAAUUAUUAGAACAGUCAUUUGGAUAAUGUAUGAUUUUUUUGUGUGACACAUACUUCAAAAGAAAUUUAUUUUAAAAAAAAAAAAAAGGGUGAUCUACUUUUGUUUUCAAAAUAAUAAUAUUGAGUUGCAUAUUGACUUUCUAAAAUUAGGCAUCAAAGGUUUCAAACCUACAUAUACAUACGUUUUGCUAAGUACAAUUUUGGAUCAUGAUAGCAGUUUGUUUUCGCCAAGCUCAUGCUUUUAGAUAAAAGAUUGUUGGCAUAUCAGCUUGUAUUUAUCUUAAUUAUAAUUAUAGAUUAAAAAAACAACAUUUUCAAAACUGAUCUAACUCUUUAAUGAGCUCAAUGCUAUGGUAGAAUAAUGCAUACUUGUUAGAUAAUAAUGUUGUUAGUUUGUUGAGAAAAAGACUUUUCCCGGAUCAUAAGAUGCUUAUAAAUUAAGCUCAGGCUUUGAGGAGUAGAAAGGCAGAAACAAAGGUUAAUAAAGAGAAAGAAGAAAAAGAAGCAAUAGCAUAUUAUUCUUUGCCCUUUGUUUUUGAAAGGGAUCCUUGGAGAUGCAAAGAUGAUAGGAGGCACUUUUACUGGUCAUGGAGGUGGCCAGACUGCAUUUGUUGUGUUUGCUGGUAUAGUUGCUGCGAUGGGUGGUCCCAUAUUUGGUUAUGAUCUUGGAAUUUCAGUUCUAGGUGCUUUCUAAGUUAUUGUAGGUGGAGUCACCUCCAUGGAAGAGUUCCUGAACAGGUUCUUCCCCUCAAUAGAAAGAAGCAAAAAGAGGGAGUCAGGUCAUGCUAAUGCAUAUCGCAAAUUUGAUAACUACCUCUUGACACUGUUCACCUCUUCGCUUUAUCUCACCCCGGAUGGCUUCCUUUUUUGCUUCAUCAGUUUCAUGGAUUUUUGGGUGAAAGCCAGCUAUGUUUUUUGAAGGCCUAGUUUUUCUCAUAGCUCUAUCUUAAAUGGUGUUGCCCAAAACAUUACAUUACUGAUAGUCAAGUCAUCUCUUGCUUGGUGUGGGUGUUGGACUUGCUAAUCAAUCUGUUCCAGUAUACCUGUCAAAGAUGGCACCGACAAAGAUUAGAGAAGCACUCAACAUGGGCUUUCGAAUGGCCACCCAAUUGGUAUUCUUAUGGCUAACCUUGUUAAUUAUGGCACUAACAAGAUCAGUGGCGAUGGGGCUGGAGACUCUCUUUGGGUCUUGCAGGCAUCCCUGCGGCUGUAAUGACUGUGAGCCCAAUCUUCUAGCCUGAGACUUUGAAUUCUAUCCUUGAGAGAAGCCACCUUGAGAGAGGGAAAAGUAUGUUGCAGAAGAUUCAUGGCACCAACAAUGCCCAUGAUGAACUCCAAGACCUUAUUGAUGCAAGCAAGGCAGCAAAGAAAGUGACAAAAUCCAUGGAGAAAUAUCAUUCAACCCAAAUAUAGGCCUCAACUUGUAAUGUGCUGCCUCAUAUCAUUCUUUCAGCAGCUCACUGGUAUAAACAUUAUCAUGUUUUAUGCUUCUGUUCUAUUCAAGAGCCUGGGUUUCAGAAACGACUCUUCGCUUAUGUCAGCAGUCAUUACUGGUGUGGUUAAUGUUGUUGCCACCUUAGUUUUUAGUUUCAAUGGUCGCAGUCGAUAAGCUUGGCAGAAGGAUUUUGUAUUUUUUUUUUUUUUUUUUUUUUUUUUUUUUUGGGUAAUAAGAAGGAUUUUGUUACUUGAAGGUGGCUUACAAAUGAUCAUUUGCCAGAUUGCUGUUGGAUCCAUGAUUGGCUUGAGAUAUGGUACCAAUGAACAAGGAUCACUGGCGGAUUCCAAAGCAGAUUUGUUAUUACUCUUUAUCUGUGCCUAUGUAGCAGCAUUUACUUGGUCUUGGGGUGUCCCAUUAGGUUGGUUGGUUCCUAGUGAGAUUUGUCCAUUGAAAAUUCGAGAGCAGCUGGGCAAGCCAUCAACGUUUCAAUGAACAUGUUAUUUACCUUCUUAUCACAGAAGGCUUCCUAA
Messenger RNA from Ziziphus jujuba (common jujube), 4592 nucleotides. Its product is annotated as pentatricopeptide repeat-containing protein At5g50990. NCBI's taxonomy places the organism in Eukaryota, Viridiplantae, Streptophyta, Magnoliopsida, Rosales, Rhamnaceae. Gene Ontology annotation, molecular function: protein binding; zinc ion binding; RNA binding. Gene Ontology annotation, biological process: RNA modification. The transcript has 6 exons. The record is from RefSeq and is a predicted model, not a curated record. The coding region runs from base 283 to 1980 and encodes 565 amino acids.